Messenger RNA from Amphimedon queenslandica, 1173 nucleotides. Its product is annotated as GMP reductase 2-like. The transcript is spliced from 9 exons. Gene Ontology annotation, biological process: nucleotide metabolic process. NCBI's taxonomy places the organism in Eukaryota, Metazoa, Porifera, Demospongiae, Haplosclerida, Niphatidae. Gene Ontology annotation, cellular component: GMP reductase complex. Gene Ontology annotation, molecular function: GMP reductase activity. Bases 35 to 1072 code for a protein of 345 amino acids. The record is from RefSeq and is a predicted model, not a curated record.
UUUGAUUACAUUUACAAACUACAAAUUUGAAAUCAUGCCAAGAAUAGACACAGAGGUGAAGUUGGACUUUAAAGAUGUCUUAGUGCGGCCUAAACGUAGCACCAUCCGAAGCAGAGCUGAUGUUGAUUUAAGCAGAGAAUUUAUCUUCCGUAAUUCAAAGUGCAAGUACAAUGGAGUUCCAAUCAUUGCCUCUAACAUGGACACUACAGGAACAUUUGAAAUGGCAGCUGCUUUGUCAGAGUUCAACCUCUUCACUACAGUGCAUAAGCACUACACCCUUGAUGAUUGGAAGAAAUUUGCCAAAGAUCAUCCAGAAUGUUUGAAAUCUAUUGCUGUUAGCUCAGGGACUGGUUCUAAAGACUUUGAGCAAUUGGACUCAAUUGUGAAGGCGAUCCCAGACAUAGGAUACAUAUGUCUUGAUGUUGCCAAUGGUUAUUCUGAAUAUUUUGUCGAGUUUCUACGAAACGUGAGAAAGUCAUUCCCGACGCAGACAAUUAUGGCUGGCAAUGUUGUCACUGGUGAAAUGGUUGAAGAGCUGAUACUGAGUGGAGCAGACAUUAUUAAAGUUGGUAUUGGACCAGGCUCGGUGUGUACUACUAGAAAGAAAGCCGGUGUUGGUUAUCCACAGUUGAGUGCAGUCAUAGAGUGUGCUGAUGCUGCCCAUGGACUGGGCGGUCACAUCAUAUCAGAUGGAGGUUGUACCUGUCCUGGUGAUGUUGCAAAGGCUUUUUGUGCUGGUGCUGAUUUUGUGAUGUUGGGUGGUAUGUUUGCCGGUCAUGAUGAGUCUGGAGGAGAAAUAGUUGAGAGGGAUGGGUGCAAGUAUAAACUCUUUUAUGGUAUGAGUUCUGCCACAGCUAUGCAGAGAUAUUCAGGAGGAGUUGCUGAAUACAGGGCUUCAGAAGGAAAGACAGUUGAAGUUGAAUACAGAGGUGAUGUACGUCAUACAGUCCGGGACAUUUUAGGUGGUCUUAGGUCAACUUGUACGUAUGUUGGAGCAUCAAAACUGAAGGAAUUGAGUAAAAGAACUACUUUCAUACGUGUCACCCAACAAACGAACGAUAUUUAUAAAUGAAGAAAACAAGAGAUACCAACAGUGCAAACUAGAACUUAUUAUCUGUAUCACCAUUUUUAUUAGAUACAUUUAUUGUCCUGAGUUAUACGGACGUGUCCACA